Molecule: messenger RNA, 3144 nt
Organism: Manacus vitellinus (golden-collared manakin)
Lineage: Eukaryota; Metazoa; Chordata; Aves; Passeriformes; Pipridae
Gene: PEX5L
Product: peroxisomal biogenesis factor 5 like
Exons: 16
Coding region: 100-2031 (643 amino acids)
Biological process (GO): protein import into peroxisome matrix, docking
Cellular component (GO): cytosol; peroxisomal membrane
Molecular function (GO): protein binding
Source: RefSeq, a predicted model, not a curated record
UUUUUUCCUUUCUUGUAGUCGAGCGCGAGCAGAAGUGCCCCAGCCCCAGCGCACACCCAACCUGUCGGCCUGAGGGGCAGCUGAAGCAGCCAGAGCAGAAUGUACCAGGGACACAUGCAGGCAGUAGGUGAAACCUUGAAGAAAAAGUGGCUCUGUCUUCAAAAAAGUGACCUGACCUUUGCUUUGGGCAAAGGCGCUAGGGCGGCCGAUAAGGCUGUGGCCAUGGUGAUGAAGGAGAUUCCGAGGGAGGAGUCUGCAGAAGAAAAGCCCCUCCUCACUGUGGCAUCACAGGGGUGCAGAAGCCAAAAGGAAGCAGAAUCAAGUGAAAAACUGGUGAAUGAGCAACAGGAAAGCAGACCCCUCCUGAGCCCCUCCAUUGAUGACUUUCUCUGUGAAACUAAACCAGAAGCUGUGGCAAGGCCUGUAACAUCAAACACUGCAGUAUUAUCAACAGGUCUGGAUCUCUUGGAUCUUAGUGAACCUGUCUUACAAACCCAAAACAAAGCAAAGAAAUCAGAGAAUCCAUCAAGAAGUGAAGGCUUAAAAGCUUCAACUCACAGAAAGAAGACAGACAAUCCUGACCUUAUCAGUGUGGAUUCUGAGCAGAAAGUCCAGGCUGCCAGAGUUGCAGACAAGUCUUCAUUAGAUUUUGUUGAUAUUCAUCAUCCAGAGAAAUGGGAUGAUGUCAGUUUUCAUGGAGACAGGAGUAGCAAGGUCCACCCUUCUGCAGAGCGAAUAUCAUCAUCAUCAUCUAGAGCUCCAUCAAAGGAGAUUUUAUGGUCCACAGAAAACAGAUCACAGUCUGAGCUGACUAAUGUCAAGAGUGCCUUGGACUCUGAUUCUACAUCAGAAUUAGAACUUGCACCUGCAAUACAGGCACGAUCAACUAGGGAGCAGCGUUGGGGAACACCUCUUCUCUCCAGAAAUCACUCCUUGGAAGAGGAAUUUGAAAGAGCAAAGGCAGCUGUUGAGUCAGACACGGAGUUUUGGGACAAAAUGCAGGCAGAAUGGGAAGAAAUGGCUCGCAGAAACUGGAUUUCAGACAACCAGGAAACUCCAGGGCAAGUCACCAUCUCAACCAUUGAGAAGGGUUAUUAUUUCCAUACUGACAAUCCCUUCAAAGAUUGGCCUGGUGCUUUUGAGGAAGGACUGAAAAAAAUGAAAGAAGGUGACCUUCCUGUUACAAUCUUAUACCUGGAGGCUGCUAUUCUACAAGAACCCAACGAUGCAGAGGCCUGGCAAUUCCUGGGUAUAACACAGGCAGAGAAUGAAAAUGAGCAGGCAGCAAUUGUCGCCCUCCAAAGGUGCUUGGAACUACAGCCAAACAAUCUAAAAGCUCUGAUGGCCCUGGCUGUAAGUUAUACCAAUACUGGCCAUCAACAGGAAGCCUAUCAAGCUCUGAGAAACUGGAUAAAGCAAAAUCCAAAAUACAAGUAUAUAGUGAGAAGCAAAAAAGGGUCGCCAGCGCUUAACAGGAGGAUGUCUAAGACAGCAGAUGAAAGCUCAUUACUCGAAGAAGUAAAGGACUUGUACCUGGAGGCUGCUCACCAGAAUGGUGAUAUGAUAGACCCUGACCUGCAAACAGGACUUGGAGUUCUUUUUCACCUGAAUGGAGAAUUUAACAGAGCAAUAGAUGCAUUUAGUGCUGCUUUAACUGUUCGACCAGAGGACUAUACGUUAUGGAACCGUCUUGGAGCGACCUUGGCAAAUGGGGAUCGCAGCGAAGAAGCUGUCGAGGCCUACACACGCGCUCUGGAAAUACAGCCUGGCUUCAUUAGGUCCAGAUACAAUUUAGGGAUAAGCUGCAUCAACCUAGGGGCAUACAGAGAGGCUGUCAGCAAUUUUCUCACUGCUCUCAGUUUGCAAAGAAAAAGCAGGAAUCAACAACAAGUUCCCCACCCUGCUCUAUCAGGCAAUAUUUGGGCUGCACUUCGGAUUGCUCUGUCUAUGAUGGACCAGCCAGAAUUAUUUCAAGCUGCCAACGUGGGUGAUCUAGACAUUCUCUUAAGAGCUUUUAAUCUAGAGCCGUAAUAAAAAGUAUCCACAAAUUGACUAAAUUGUAUUAGGAAACAGAACUUUUUUAUUACUCAUCCCAAAAUGACCACAUUUUCCAAUAGAUCAUGACUGUAGAUCAAUAGGGGAAUUAUUUCAGACAUUAUUCGAAAAGUUCAAAAGCACAAAAAUACUGUAAAUAAAUUCAAAUUCAAAUGAUUGAAAUGAGCUGUGGUAAUCUGACAAAGCCCUGAAUUAGAUGAAAUAGGAAUUUCUGAAGAAUCUUCAUCCCAUGCAAGCUAUAUCUUUCUAUAUAUACACAGCUUUACAAAAAAAUGUAUACUAAGAACAAACCUAGAUAAAUGGCUAUUGCACAUUAGAACGGCAAGCAGUGCAUCCAAGGAACCUGCUUAGUAGCUCGUUGCACUAUGCUGACCCCACUUUGCCCCACAAUGGGGAUUCCCUAUCCUUUGAUUUCUUUGAUGAAAAUUCUUCUCAAGGUCCGUUUUUAACACAGCUCUGAAAGUAGAUGCAUGUAAAAUGGAUGUGUUUUGUUUUGGACAUAUCUAUUAGCUGGCAACCAGUUUUUGCUUCCAAAGGUACCUCGAUUCAUUUGAGCCCAGUUCUGCAGGCUCAUAAACCAUGUCCAAUGUCAGGAGGAACAUUGUCCAUGGAGGUCUAUGGGGUGAGGUCGGGUACCAGUGGGGAGGCCGAGUGUUGCCAGCAGAAGGGGCAAUUUGCACUAGAAUUGUUACUGUUCAAACCAGCUGUCCUUGAUCUCGGACAGAGUCUGUCUGCUUCAAAGGAGCUCAUGGCAGGGUCUGCACCUAUCUGUGUACUUAUGCACUUUAAUCUUUCUUUUUGUAAAAUAGUGCUAUGCUUUCAUUUUAGUUACCAACAACAGAAUGUACAGGAUGGCCUUGUUGGUGUAGAGGACCAACUAUCAUUUCCUGAAAUGUAGUGAGAGGGUUUUCAAUAUUCUUAUGUUUAGAAAGAUGCAAAUACAGUAUAAACUGCAUUAACAACUAGAAAGAUUAUUCUAUUAUGCAUCCAUCAGGUACUAUACAUAUACAUGCAUGUGCAUGCACAUACAUGUUGUAUGCAAAUGAUGUCAUUUCAGAACAUAAAAAGCCACAGAUCUUUAUUGCAAAU